Messenger RNA from Acinonyx jubatus (cheetah), 4354 nucleotides. RefSeq names its product chromosome B4 C10orf67 homolog (gene CB4H10orf67). The record is from RefSeq and is a predicted model, not a curated record. Bases 314 to 2011 code for a protein of 565 amino acids. The transcript has 17 exons. NCBI's taxonomy places the organism in Eukaryota, Metazoa, Chordata, Mammalia, Carnivora, Felidae.
CAGGGUGCACGGCCAGGGAGGCGAGGGUCGCCGAUUUUCGUUCGAACGUCGCGUGGGGAGGGGUGUUCGUGUGAAAAGAAAGGCGCUCGGGAGAAGAGGCGGCAAGGAGAGGCGGGGCGUGGUGGGAUGCUGCAGGGGCGGCUAGACGGGUCCAGCUUUUCCCGGGACACUUCUGCGGCGGCCUGGCCGUGGGCGCCCGGGGCACAGGGCGCCGGGUCGGGAAGCCCAGAGUCAGACCCGCGGUGCCAGCCGCCCGGGCCCCUCCGCGCAGGCGCCGCCCACUCCCGCGCUCCGCCCGCCCCCAGGGGUCGCCAUGGCAACGGACGCGGGCUUCUGGACUCCGACUCCCCCGAGCCCCCAGCUUCGCGGGAGGCGGCCGGCUGAGCCGCGGGCUCCGAUGGCGGGCAAGGGCCACACGCCCGAGACCGAGGAGUGCUGGAAGAUCCUCGAGAGCCUCGAGUCGACUAUUGAGCAAUGCCGGUUCAGCCCCAGACUUAAAAUUUCCGAUGAUUUGAAGAUUGGCUUUUUCAGCACAGACCAUGCUACUCAAACAGAUUCCAAUGAAAUUUUGCCAUUGAAAGAGUUGAGUUCAUCUACAGAGAAGCUAGUACAGGUCAUUAGAUCUCUUCAGGUGGAUUUUGGGUUCCUCAGAGAACUGCUUCAGCUGAAGUUUGAGGACCGUCUUGAAGAGGAGUCUUUCAACCUGUUCACUGCUCUACAUGACAGGAUCCUAACGAUCGAAAAACACUAUCAAGAGAAUGAGGACAUCAUAAGAAAAUGCUACAAUCAGCAGUUGGCGGAUGCCAUAGCUGUUAUCAAAGGAACGUACAAGCAAUUCUUUGAGGUGGAGGAAGAGACUUUUGUGCAAGAAUCAGCUACUAUCAAAAUGAGUAAUUUGUUAAAAAGACUGAAGGAGAGAGAAGAAAUGAUUAAGGAGUUAAGAGAAGAGCUAUGUCAGUAUGAAGAGUCUAGAUUACAAAAACUUGACGCUUUUGCCAGAGAGACAGCUCUAGAAAGAGAGGAUUUGGAGUACAAACUGGAAAACGAGAGGCUGCUUCAAAUCGUUUCAGAGCUCGAAGAAGCAAUCCGACUCAAUCUAAGGGAAAAUGCAGUAUUAGAAGAUGAAAUUAUAACUCUGAAAGAGAUGGCAGCAAAAGAUCAUAGAACUAUUCAAAAGCUGAUUGAUGGUAGAGACAGAUUACUAUGUGAGCUUGAUUAUGAAAAAUCAGUAGUUCAAGAAAUGAUUAAUAAACAGAAGGAGGACAUGGAAACAAGGAAGAGGAUUGAGAGCCUAAGCGUCAAGAGCUGGAGAGCACUCAAGGAGAAAGAAACCUCUUUGUCUCUGUGGUCCUCACAACCCAGGAUUCCAUCCAGGCCUGGAACCAUUUCAAGGGCACGCUCGCCCUCCUCCAGUUUAGCGCCUGUUAAGACCAAGAAAGUUAAGACUCCGAAGAAAUCUGCCAAGGAAGAACAGCCUGUGGUAAGAUCUCCGAAACCAGUCGGAAUGCACGAAGAAAAGAAGGGGAGAUUACCAGUGGCUAAGAUGGAAGACAAACAUGAUUUGGAAGAGCAAAUACGAGUGCUAAGGGCAAAUUUAGAAAAUGAGAAAAGGAAGACAGAAAGAUUUAAGAAAGAAUCUGAAUGGAUAAACAAAAACUGGGAAAAGAAAUUCUAUAUUCUCAGAAACAGCUUUCAUGUCCUUAAAAAUGAGAUGUUUACUAGGCACACGUUGUUUCGUCAGUUUGCAGUACUUGCUGAUUCAUCCUUCAAUUAUAUUAAAUUAAAACCUUUAUUUGUGGAGUCUAAAAUGAACCUGAUAACAGACCGUACUUCCUCUUCAAGCGAUCAUACACCUGUGCUAGACAACAAGGACACGGAUGUAGUCAGUGAUCAGACAUAUUUUCCCCCGUCACCAAAAGGGAGGGUGUCUGGAACCCUGGAAGAAGAGUCUUUGGAGAAGCCAUUGAUACUCCAGAACAGCCCAGUGAACGAUGUGGACGCUACUGAGUGAGGGGCAGGGCCCUGGGCUGCGCAGAGGGGGACCACAGAGAGGACCCUCUCCAUCCUGGCGUAAGGCCUGCCUCCCUGGCCAAGGGAUACUCCCUCCAAGGCGUUUCUAACAAAGCUGUUCAGUCUCCCCGAUGAUGUAGACUAACUCGAGGCCCACCCUUGACACGAAGAGAACGCGACGUCACCCCCCCCCCCCCCCCGCUGUGCGCACCUUUCCAAACCCUCAAAGGCAGGUGCUCGCUCAUGCUGGGUGAGAGGGACGCACGGACUUCGAGGGGCUGCCAAAGCCACUGGGGGCGCUUCCUGGGCUCAGCAAGAUGCCCCAAAACCUUAGGGUGGGGAGGAACGGACUUCAAUUAAAAAAAGUUUGAGGCACUAAGCUUUCACUCCCUCGCUUAUCCAUCCGGUCUCUCUGUAACACCACGUCAAACUGAUUUGCUGCCUCCUCGCUUGCCGAUGAAUCCCCAUGAAGGCGAACCUUAACGCCUGGUCCAAGGGGAUUUUAAAUUUCCUCUAGGGAGAUCCAUUCUUCUCUUACAUGGGCACUGGGCUGCCUGCCCUAUCUUAAAAGCCAUAAACAAUUCUUUCGUAAGUGGGAAACUCAUUGGAGUUUUGCCUCCUGGUAAGUAUCAAGGCCAAGAUUCACGUGUCUCUUUGCAGCAUGCCAGGUAUCAUUUACAGAAAGUCCGGUUUGCUUUCUUCGGUGCGUAAUGUUCAGCUUGGUCCUUUCCAUUCCCCUAACUGCAAGCCGGGCCCUGUCUGUAGCCCAGUUUCAGAAAUGCAGACUCCGAAUUACACGUUUCUAAAGCUAUGUAUUAAGUCUCAAGAAAUAUAUUUGUAGUAGCUGUCACAUAAAGCUGAUCUACUCUGCUGUAAAGGAAGCUGGAGAGGCGAUUUAUUUGUGCGUAAAAGGCACAAGAUUUAAUUGGAGAGAGACGUGUUAUUUUCAACGCAAGAACAUGGGGUGGCAUAGCGCCGGGGAGCAUUAUUCGAGCUUCAUCUACUAUGCACUAUAUGCCACCGUCUCCAAAGGAGUGUUGCCCUAGAAACUUGUUUUAAAUCUGCUGCUAUAUAUCAACACCUUGUUUUAGCAGUCCUUGGCUGAAUUACAGUUACACAGUUUGGCGCUUCUUUCAAAUUUCCUCCCAUCAGUUUGGCUAAAGAAAGGAAUUUUUCUCCUUUAGAAAUGAAUUGGCUUAAUUAGUAAGUAGAUUAAUGGCAAUUGCUGGUGAGUUGGUUUCCAGCAGAGUUUCACCAGAGAGGGUUAAUCGGAGUCAGGUCUGGAAUCUUUCCCAGAACUGGCUGCCAGCCAUUUCCACCAACCAAUCAACCCUACAAGAAACGGAGGAAAUGAAAUAGAAUUUAUAUUCCCUGUACUACUAUCCUGGGCAGAAAUUCCUUGGAAGCAGCCUCCUAGGCUGGGUUGGGUUCAGUACAGGCGGUUUCAUUUCAGAAUUUUAACAGAAACCUUGAAAGGGUUUCACCUUCAAGAUUUAUCUGAGGACCAAAGCAGAAUUUCAAAUGGCACAGGGAGGCUCUCCACAGAACACUGAGGGCGCAUUGGAAACGCAGGAGGCUCUUAGUCAAUUUCAGGUUUACCUAAAUUGCAAAAACCUCCCAAGUUCUGUCCUAAUCUGUUAUCUACCAGAAGCCUUUAAAAAGUUGUGUGUUUUGCAGUCUUUUCCCUUAUUUGUUCCAUAGUGAUAAAAAUGCAUUCAUAGUUUAACUCGCAGCUGCAUUAGUCUUGCAAAAAAAAAAAAAAACCAUCCCUGCUGAGAAAUGCAUAUAAUAGGAAAAACAGAUCGGCUGGACAGCAGUGUAAUUAAUGCCAGAAAGGGCUGAGGCCGGUUUCAUAGUUUGUCUUUUGAGGAUAUCAAGACGAGACCUGGUGAAAAAUGACGCAUGCUUUAGCAUUUCAGAAAGCUGGCAACUGGCAACGCUGUUCCUUUUUUCUUUGACUUUCUGCCUCAGAACAAAGAGGUCGGCAGAACUAGCUAGGUUGUAAUGAGUUCUAUGUCCCUAGCACAUUAAGUGCAUCAUGGAAACAUAUUGUAUCGAAAUAGUUUGGAGGAGAAUACCGGGGAUGAAAGAGAAUGGGUGCUUUGAUCAGCUCCCUGGGGUCCUGAGUGCCACAGACUGACUUGCAAGGAGUUAUUCAGCCCCAGCUAGACACACUUACAACACCAUUCAAAGAAAUUUGCAUAUCUGUAAUUUAUCACAUUGGUCCAGAACAUUUUUGCAAGGUAAAUAAAAGUUGGCUGAAUAAAAAAAAAAUCAAUCAUCGCAGAUAUAGAAGAAACUGUGAAGCCUGUGUUUCCAUUAAAAACAUAAAUAAAUAUGUCCA